GGGGCGAGGGAUGAGUCAUUCCGCUUUAUUCUUCCUUCCCGGCCCCCUCGCCUCCGCACGUCGGCCCCCUCCCGAGCUAGCGCUGCCGAGAACGACGGCCCGGCUUAUCUUCAGACUCCUCCACCAAGCCCCCCGUGGCCUGCGGAGGCGAGGAGAUGGACGAGGCGUGUGGCCAAUAAGGGCUUCUCUUUCCCACCCGCCGUCCAAUGGGCCGCGGCUCAGGGGCUGGGGCGGGACUAGGAGGGCAGGAGGGGGCGAUUCGCGGUUGGCAGGCAGCGCCGCGGCUCGGGGACUCAGAGCUAGAGCGUCUCGGGGAGUCCGCGCUAGGGCGACGCAGAAGGCGCCACCACCGCUACCGCUAGCCAAGGUACUGGACACGGCAGGCCCGUCGGUUACUUCGCCACCUCAGGCACCCGUUGCAGGCGCCGCUGCCUCGCUUCCAGCCGGGUCCCCAUGGAAGAGAUGGAAGAAGAAUUGAAAUGCCCCGUGUGCGGCUCCUUCUAUCGAGAACCCAUCAUCCUGCCCUGCUCUCAUAAUUUAUGUCAGGCGUGCGCUCGCAACAUCUUGGUGCAGACCCCGGAAUCUGAAUCCCCCCAGAGCCGUCGGGCCUCGGGCUCCGGAGUCUCCGAUUAUGACUAUCUGGACCUGGACAAGAUGAGCCUAUACAGCGAGGCAGACAGCGGCUAUGGCUCCUACGGGGGUUUCGCCAGUGCCCCCACUACCCCAUGUCAGAAGUCCCCCAACGGCGUCCGCGUGUUUCCCCCAGCCAUGCCACCACCCGCCACCCACCUGUCACCGGCUCUGGCCCCGGUGCCCCGCAACUCCUGUAUCACCUGCCCCCAGUGCCACCGCAGCCUCAUCCUGGAUGACCGGGGACUCCGCGGCUUCCCCAAGAACCGCGUCCUGGAAGGGGUGAUUGACCGCUACCAGCAGAGCAAAGCUGCGGCCCUCAAGUGUCAGCUCUGCGAGAAGGCGCCCAAGGAGGCCACCGUCAUGUGCGAACAGUGCGAUGUCUUCUACUGCGAUCCGUGUCGCCUGCGCUGCCACCCGCCCCGGGGGCCCCUAGCCAAGCACCGCCUGGUGCCCCCGGCCCAGGGCCGCGUGAGCCGACGGCUGAGCCCGCGCAAGGUCUCUACCUGCACGGACCACGAGCUAGAGAAUCACAGCAUGUACUGCGUACAGUGCAAGAUGCCCGUGUGCUACCAGUGCUUGGAGGAGGGCAAACACUCCAGCCACGAAGUCAAGGCUCUAGGGGCCAUGUGGAAACUGCACAAGAGCCAGCUCUCCCAGGCACUGAAUGGACUAUCAGACAGAGCCAAAGAGGCCAAGGAGUUUCUGGUGCAGCUCCGAAACAUGGUGCAGCAGAUCCAGGAGAACAGUGUGGAGUUUGAGGCCUGCCUGGUGGCCCAGUGUGACGCCCUUAUUGACGCCCUCAACAGAAGGAAAGCUCAGCUGCUCGCACGCGUCAACAAGGAGCAUGAGCACAAGCUGAAGGUGGUUCGAGAUCAAAUCUCCCACUGCACAGUGAAAUUGCGUCAGACCACUGGUCUCAUGGAAUACUGCCUGGAGGUGAUUAAGGAAAAUGAUCCUAGUGGCUUUUUGCAAAUUUCUGAUGCACUCAUAAGGAGAGUGCACCUGACCGAGGAUCAGUGGGGAAAAGGCACGCUCACGCCCAGGAUGACCACGGAUUUUGACUUGAGUCUGGACAACAGCCCUCUGCUGCAAUCCAUUCACCAGCUCGACUUCGUGCAGAUGAAAGUUUCCUCUCCAGUCCCAGCAACCCCCAUCCUACAGCUGGAAGAGUGUUGCACCCACAACAACAGCGCUACGCUUUCCUGGAAACAGCCACCUCUGUCCACGGUGCCCGCCGAUGGAUACAUUCUGGAGCUGGAUGAUGGCAGUGGCGGUCAGUUCCGGGAAGUGUAUGUUGGAAAGGAGACGAUGUGCACCGUGGAUGGUCUUCACUUCAACAGCACAUACAAUGCUCGAAUCAAGGCCUUCAACAAAACAGGAGUCAGCCAGUACAGCAAGACCCUGGUCCUCCAAACGUCUGAGGACACAGAUUCAGAAGAACAGACCCUCCCUUUUCCAGUGCCUUCGGAAAGAUUGCCGCUCCGUAGAAUGAGUCCUUUCUCCUCCACCCUUAAUCUACAGCCCAGCUUCCCCGGGAGAUCCUACUUUGAUUUCCGAUCCUCACCCCACCAGCUGAGCUUGCAUUCCUCUUUACAGUCUCUCAAUGCACCGGGAUGCAAUUUUGAGACGCAAUCUGCACCUUACUCUCAAUUAGUUGACAUUAAAAAGCUGUUGGCAGUGGCCUGGUUUGCUUUCGACCCUGGCUCGGCGCACGCAGACAUCAUCUUCUCCAAUGAUAACCUGACUGUGACGUGCAGUAGCUACGAUGACCGGGUGGUGCUGGGGAAGACUGGCUUCUCCAAAGGCGUGCACUACUGGGAGCUAACUGUGGAUCGCUAUGACAACCACCCUGACCCGGCCUUCGGCGUGGCUCGCGUCGACGUGAUGAAGGAUGUGAUGUUAGGAAAGGACGACAAAGCUUGGGCAAUGUAUGUGGACAAUAACCGGAGCUGGUUCAUGCACAACAACUCGCACACCAACAGAACUGAGGGAGGGAUCACAAAGGGGGCCACGAUUGGGGUCCUCCUCGACUUAAAUAGAAAAACCUUGACAUUUUUUAUCAACGAUGAACAGCAAGGCCCCAUAGCGUUUGAGAGCAUGGAGGGCAUGUUCUUCCCAGCCGUCAGCCUGAACAGGAAUGUGCAGUCUCUUCCCCCAGGUCACGCUUCACACCGGACUCCCAGUUCCUGACUUCUACUCCAGCAGAGCAUCCAUAGCCUAACGAUGUGCUGUGGAGGCGCCAGCUGUCUGUUCUUACCUUCCUCCAAGAGAGCGACGGCAGGGAGUUGAGCCAGCGUGCAGCGGGAUACUGGAGAGUUUGAAGGAGGAGAGAAAAGCUAGUCUUCUAUAGUCUUCACACCCCACAGUUCUGUCCUGUUCCCUUCCAGCCCCUCCACUGCUGUUAUGCCAACAUUUGCCUCCAUGUUCAGCAAUUCUGACCAACAAAGAACCCAGACGGCCCACCAUGUUACUCUGUUUCCACUCCCAAAUUUUGCUUUUAUUUAGCUCAGGUUUUAUUUUUGUUUUUUUUCUUAGGUGAGUUGUAGUUUGUUUCUUUUCAGACCAUGUUAUCAGUGACUUGCUAAACCAACACUGCCAAGAUAUAAUUUUCCUGAUGACUUUUUCUUAAGCUUCCUGUUGAAGGGAUGGUGUAGGAGGGAGGUAGGGAAGGAUGAGCUGAAUUUGGGGAUUACGGCUUGCCUCCUAGAAUGCUCUUGCCCUAUUUGUUCUCACACAGUGUUAGCUCUGCAUAGUUAGUCUACUGAGAAGUUUUACUAUCCACGGAAGCAUAGAAAGAUGAUGCGCUCCACAGUGCCACAAAGGUUUACAGAGGGGUAGGAUAUUUAGGACAGACUAAUAAUUAGGACAGAAAAGAAACCCUGAUCAUAGUAUGAAACUGACAAGUCUCUAGACAUUCAUAGACCAGAGGACUUCAUGAAUUGGUUCAUUUACUCAAUACAUAUUAUUGAUCAAGAACCUACCAUAGACCAGGCACUGUUCUAGAUAUUGGAAACAUACUGGAGAAUAAGACAGGAACCGUCUCUAUCUUCUUCAGGUUUAUUUUCUCAUAGGAGAGAACACCAAAAAUCCAAUAAGAUAAUUAUAAAUCGCAAUAACUGCUACAAAGGAAACAAACAAGGGGCAAAGAUACUCAUUGGCAAGACCUUUCAGAUAGGCAGAAUGAUGCUAAAAAUCCACACAUUCUGGACAUAAGACACAAGUGUUGUCCCUUCUGUACAUACCAAAUCAAUGAAUUUUCAACUGUGCUAUUUUAAUUAUGACACCUGCUAAAAUGACCUUGCCUUUCAUCCUGGAGCCCUUCUUGGAUAGUAGUGAUAUCAGCAUUCUUAUUUGGUAAUGCUGCAAUAAUACUAAGCCUUAAAAACAGAUGGCAGGUGUUUCUUUUUUCCUAGUGGAGAGAAUUCACUAACUGAGGGAGUUACCAUUAGGGACCAGAAGAAAGGGGCCCCUUCUCAGUAACAGGAGAUCUUAAAUGGCAGUCCGUGGCAUUCACAUUCUCAGGAUAAACAUGCUUGUCACCAUGUAUACUGCCUGUGCCUGUUGCAAAUGAAAAACUCAUGCACUCUGCUACCAUUCACAGCCUAACUUUCUGGGGUAGUUCAAAUAAUGUUUGAAGGAAAGUGAAACUUUCUGCUAUGAUUGAUCGCAGAAUAAUAAUGCCUAUUAUAUCUAUAUAGAAACUUGACUUACGUCAGAUUCUUUAUUUUGACACGAAGUUUUAGAAAAUUUAGGACCUAGAAAGAAAUUCUGAUUAGUCGCCUAAAUAUUUGACCGUGAGCCAAGCAAUUCCCCAUGAAAAAAAAGAAUAAAAAAUAAAAGGGAAGUGGUAAGAUGGAAAAGCUAACAAAUUAAGAUUUGAGCAAAAAGUAAUAUAUGUAAAUAGCUAAUUAUUUACAUUUGUGCUUACUUUAUUUACAUUAUUUCUAUCAGCUAGGAUGUUUUUCUAGUUAAGUAUUCCUAAUUUAUUGAAUGGGUGCUAUCCUGUUUAUGUCUGUCUUGGUUUUUCUUGGCUACAGAAAAACUCUGUUGCAGGGCAACACUAGUUUGAUAUUUGAUUUAAUCUCUAAUGAGACUCAAUGGCUGGACCGCAGUAGACUCAUAUUAUUCUUGUUCUUUAUUAAAUUCAUCCUGCUGAUUAGAUUUCUAGUGACUUGUAACACAUAGGUUACACUGAAUUGCAAUUAUAGAUGCAUACAGCUACUGCCCUGGAAAAAAGUUGUCAUUUCUGCUGUGCCAAUAAAUGAUUUUUAUGAGAGAGCA
Choloepus didactylus (southern two-toed sloth) is the source of this 4914-nucleotide messenger RNA. It is a transcript of the gene TRIM9, whose product is annotated as tripartite motif containing 9. Bases 454 to 2823 code for a protein of 789 amino acids. Lineage: Eukaryota; Metazoa; Chordata; Mammalia; Pilosa; Megalonychidae. The transcript has 13 exons. Gene Ontology annotation, molecular function: protein binding; zinc ion binding. The record is from RefSeq and is a predicted model, not a curated record.